GGAAUAAAGGGAAGGGGACGAGAAACACCUCCAAGAAAGUCUUUCAAAACUGAAUGCCUGGGCUGCACCGGCCUGGCCUGGCCUGGCUGAGGGGAGGUGGCGGGAGGGCGCUAUGGCGGAGCCUGGGCCACAGGCGCCGCCGCCCCCGGGCACCCCAAGCCGGCACGAGAAGAGUUUGGAACUUCUCACUACCAAGUUCGUGUCGCUUCUGCAGGAGGCAAAGGACAGUGUGCUUGACCUCAAGCUGGCAGCUGACACCCUAGCUGUUUGCCGGAAGUGGCGGAUUUAUGACAUUACUAAUGUGCUGGAAGGUAUCGGGCUGAUGGAGAAAAAAUCCAAGAACAGCAUCCAGUAGAAGGGCGUGGGGCCUGGCUGCAAUACCCGAGAGAUUGAGGACAAGUUGAUUGAGCUCAAGGCAGAGAUGGAGGAGCUGCAGCAGCGAGAGCAAGAACUAGACCAGCACAAGGUGUGGGUGCAGCAGAGCAUCCGGAACAUCACAGAGGAUGUGCAGAACAGCUGCUUGGCCUACGUGACUCAUGAGGACAUCUGCAGAUGCUUUGCUGGAGAUGCCAUUCAGGCCCCGUCGGGCACCAGCCUGGAGGUGCCCAUCCCAGAGGGCCUCAAUGGGCAGAAGUACCAGAUUCACCUGAAGAGUGUAAGUGGCCCCAUCGAGGUACUGCUGGUGAACAAGGAGGCAUGGAGCUCACCACUUAUGGCGGUGCCUAUGCCGCCACCCGAAGAUCUGCUCCAGAGCCCACCUGCUGUCUCUCCCCCUCCACCUCUGCCCAAGCCUGCUCUGGCCCUGCCCGAGGAUGCCUCACGCCCAAGCAGUCCCCAGGUGACCACCCCGAACCCUGUUCCCAGCAGCACCGAAGCCCAGGGGGUGGCCGGUCCAGCAGCUGAGAUCACGGUGAGUGGUGGCCCUGGAACCGAUAGCAAGGACAGUGGUGAGCUCAGCUCCCUCCCGCUGGGCCUGACAGCACUGGACACCCGGCUGCUGCAGUCCUCUGCCCUGUUGGACAGCAGCAGCAGCAAUAGCAGUUCAACCGGACCCAACCCUUCUACCUCCUUUGAGCCCAUCAAGGCAGACCCCACAGGUGUUCUGGAGCGCCCCAAAGAGCUGUCAGAAAUCUUUGAUCCCAUUCGAGAGUGCAUGAGCUCAGAGCUCCUGGAGGAGCUGAUAUCCUCAGAAGUGUUUGCACCCCUCCUCCACCUUUCUCCAUCCCCCGGAGACCACGAUUACAUCUACAACCUGGAUGAGAAUGAAGGUGUCUGUGACCUCUUUGAUGUGCCUGUUCCCAACCUCUGACUGACAGGGGCAUGCCCUUUGUGGCUGGGACACAGACUGUCUAACCUGGGGGCUGCCUGGGGACCUCCCCCCACCCCACGCCUACACAGCUUAAGAGCCGCAGACUCCUGGCUUCCCCAGCCUUCCCUCACUGCACAGUUCUGGCCACAGGUCCCACUCCUGCACCAACACCUGUUCUGUGCUGGGAGAGCAGGGGAAAGGGGCUUAGCCCACUCCACUGUGGAGCCAAAGUGUUUGCCACUCCUUUUUUGGGGACUUCCCCUAUCUGGUAGCCUCCCCCCGCCCUCCCAGAGUUCAGUUUCAGCUGCCACCCAGUGGCACAAAUACAAGGACCCUCCAUCACCCUCCUAGGGCAGCUCAUCCAGCCCCAUCGCCCUGUACCUGCCAGCCCCUCCCCCUCCAGGAGGAAGCAUGGGGUGGGCUGGGCACUUGCCAGCACCUAGCCUAGCCUCCUUCACUUCUCCCCAUGCGGAUCACACAGAUCCUCUGUACCGCUCAUGUGCCCCUUUCUGCUGGACCCUUGGCCCUGAGAACCUGCUGGGGGCGGGGGGAGGAGCAGGUUGCUAACAGGAGGAAUGGAGAUCUCUAGCUAGGAAUCUGGGUGGGAGAGUCCCUGAGGAUUGGCCCAGCCUCCGUCUGACCUGCAGCUCCACUCUUGUUUCUUGGGUUUUUUUUUUAAUUUUUUGAAUUUAAUUUUAUUUUUUUAUACAGCAGGUUCUUAUUAGUUACCCAUUUUAGACAUGUUAGUGUAUAUAUGUCAAUCCCAAUCUCCCAAUUCAUCACACCACCACUAUCCCCCUCUGCCUCUUUCCCCGCUUGGUGUCCAUACAUUUGUUUUCUACAUCUGUGUCUCAAUUUCUGCCCUGCAAACUGGUUCAUCUGUACCAUUUUUCUAGGUUCCACAUAUAUGUGUUAAUAGACGAUAUUUGUUUUUCUCUUUCUGACUUAAUUCACUCUGUAUGACAGUCUCCAGAUUCAUCUACAUCUCUACAAAUGACCCAAUUUCGUUCCUUUUUAUACCCGAGUAAUAUUCCGUUGUAUAUAUGUACCACAUUUUCUUUAUCCAUUUGUCUGUCGAUGGGCAUUUAGGUUGCUUCCAUGACCUGGCUAUUGUAAAUACUGCUGCAGUGAACAUUGGGGUGCAUGCAUCUUUGUGAAUUAUGGUUUUCUCUGGGUAUAUGCCCAGUAGUGGGAUUGCUGGGUCGUAUGGUAAUUCUGUUUUUAGUUUUUUAAGGAACCUCCACACUGUUCUCCAUAGUGGCUGUAUCAAUUUACAUUCCCAGCAAAAGUGGAAGAGGGUUCCCUUUUGUCCACACCCUCUCCAGCAUUUGUUGUUUGUAGAUUUUCUGAUGAUACCCAUUCUAACUGGUGUGAGGUGAUACCUCGUAGUUUUGAUUUGUAUUUCUCUAAUAAUUAGUGAUGUUGAGCAUCUUUUCAUGUGCUUCUUGGCCAUCUGUAUGUCUUCUUUGGAGAAAUGUCUAUUUAGGUCUUCUGCCCAUUUUUAGAUUCGGUUGUUUGUUUUUU
Molecule: messenger RNA, 2833 nt
Organism: Physeter macrocephalus (sperm whale)
Lineage: Eukaryota; Metazoa; Chordata; Mammalia; Artiodactyla; Physeteridae
Product: transcription factor E2F4-like
Exons: 1
Biological process (GO): regulation of transcription by RNA polymerase II
Cellular component (GO): RNA polymerase II transcription regulator complex
Molecular function (GO): protein dimerization activity; RNA polymerase II cis-regulatory region sequence-specific DNA binding; DNA-binding transcription factor activity, RNA polymerase II-specific
Source: RefSeq, a predicted model, not a curated record